ACAAAGACGCGAAUCCAGUUUGUUGACAUUGGAAAGGACAUGUUUGGAGAUUUUCACUACAAAUUUUCUCGACACAUGAUUGAGUUGGACAAGAACGGCCAAAUUGUGCGUUUUGCUUACAACAACCACGUGCGAGACUCUGUCGUGCUCAACUCCACCCCUGAGGAGACUGUUCAACUUUACGAAGCUUAUCUUACUCUGGGCAAGAUGUUAAGAGAACCGGCCAAUCAAAUAGAGCACAAAAUGGUCCCUGGGGAUAUGAUCACCUUCAACAACAGUCGCGUGUUGCAUGGGAGAUCGGCGUUUACUGUCCAAGGGGGACAAAGUCGGUUCCUUCGCGGCAUCUACUUGGAUUGGGAUAUCAUGUAUUCUCGUAUGAGAGUGCUGGCGAAAAAGCUGAAUAUUCCGCUAUCGUACUAAAGCAUACUACAUCUUCUUGAAGGUAAAACACACAUGAAUGGCCCUUGAAACAUGAUCGAGGUGAACUAAAACAAUAAUAAGUCAUUAUGCAGCCCUUUCCGAUAAAAGGAAAUAAACUCAUUUCGAUUAUUUACGGGACUUUUAGGUAAUAACUCAUGUUUCGAUGUGAAAUAUUAUUAAGAAAUAUUUCAACUUACUUCGCUGAAGUCAACACACUGAAUGCAUGUGGCUUUUCGUGAAUUUCGUACAAGAAAUAUUAGUUGGACCGGAAGCCGUUUUCCUCGUUGCCUUGUCAUUUAUCUCCAAAAAGAUAAAAUUGAAACAUGUAAGUUCUUAUGAUAUCAAUACGUUACCCAUCAAAUAGAUGAUAAAAAUAGA
Messenger RNA from Pocillopora damicornis (cauliflower coral), 798 nucleotides. Its product is annotated as gamma-butyrobetaine dioxygenase. Gene Ontology annotation, cellular component: mitochondrion. Gene Ontology annotation, biological process: carnitine biosynthetic process. Gene Ontology annotation, molecular function: oxidoreductase activity. The record is from RefSeq and is a predicted model, not a curated record. Lineage: Eukaryota; Metazoa; Cnidaria; Anthozoa; Scleractinia; Pocilloporidae.